Molecule: messenger RNA, 900 nt
Organism: Glycine soja
Lineage: Eukaryota; Viridiplantae; Streptophyta; Magnoliopsida; Fabales; Fabaceae
Exons: 3
Coding region: 1-900 (299 amino acids)
Source: RefSeq, a predicted model, not a curated record
AUGCCUUUAUAUACCAAAUUCCUGAAGGACUUCCUCACAAAGAAAAGGAAAUAUAUCAACAAUGAGAGCAUAGUGGUAGAGGGCAAUUAUAGUGCAGUGAUCCAGAGGAAGCUACCACACAAGGUCAAAGAUCCAGGAAGCGUGACCAUCCCAUGCUCUAUUAGGGAUGUGUCUGUAGGGAAGGCUCUCUUUGACUUAGGAGCAAGCAUCAACUUGAUGCCCCUAUCCAUGUUUCGAAGAAUUGGAAAUCUGAACAUAGCUCCAAUGAGGAUGACACUCCAGCUAGCAGAGCAUUCCAUAAUAAGGCCGUUCGGGGUAGUUGAAGAUGUCCUAGUCAUAGUCUGCCACUUCACCUAUCCGAUGGUCUUUGUAAUCAUGGACAUUGAAGAAGAUGUUGAGAUUCCCUUGAUCCUGGGUCGGUCAUUCAUGUUGAAUGCAAAGUGUGUUGUGGACAUGGGGAAUGACAACUUGGAUAUGGGUGUGGAAGACCAGAAAGUCACCUUAAACAUGUUUGAGGCGAUAAAGCAUCCCAAGACUUGCUUCAAGGUGGAGGCAGUUGAGCAAGAAGCUGACCUUGCGAGGCGACACCUGAAGAAUGUGUUUCAAGAAAAAGAUGAAGCCAAGACGGUUAUGAAUCCAUCAAACCCUUCCGGUGGAUUCCCUGGGCUAGGACGACAAGCCUUCUCCCUCUUCUACUCUGCAGAAGCAACUCCUCCUCAUGCUGCAAAGCCUCUACCAUGGCCAAUACCUACUGAUGCAGAACCUUCAUCAUCUCUACCUCUAGCAGUCGAUGAUGACACAAGAGGCAUUCCUAGCCCAGAUGUCAGAGCUAAUGAUGAUUAUGUUGCGGACAUCACUGAUGCUCAUAUAGCUUGGGAUCCAGGGCCUACACAGGAUUGA